AAAUGCUUAGGUAUAUAGCUAACAACUAAAUAUUUCUAACACACUUGAUAUUUACAGAAAGUGAAAAUGGGGGGCGAACAGAUUUUUUGGUCCACCCUCUGUGUAAUGAUGUUCACAUCAAAUGUUGUAAUAGCUUGCGAAGAAAAGGGAUUAUGUUUGUUGGAGGCAUUAAAGGAAAUGAAAGAAUGUAAAAAAUGUGUAUUAUCUACGUUAUUGAAACCUUUACUGGAAGCUAAGCUCGAAAAGAAAGAAAAGAAAAUGUGCGAUAAAUGUGAAUGUCUCGCCAAAAAGGCUCCACCACCGCCUGCCACCAUAGUUCUGAUGCCGGCAGCGCCCCCUCCGUGUCCGCCACCGCCAUGUCUACCACCGCCGUGUCUACCACCAAUAAUUUUAUCUGCCCCUGCGCCUGCGCCACCUUGUCUACCCCCUGCUCCUUUAAUGCUACCUCCACUGAUGCCGACAGCAUCAUUUUGCUUCCCUGCUCCAGCUCCAGCACCACUUUGCCUUCCCGCUCCUCCUCCAGCGCCGAUUUGCCUGCCCGCUCCUCCGCCACAACAAUUUUGUUUCCCUGCACCUCCACCAGCUCCUUUAAUGUAUCCAGCCCCAGCACCUGCGCCUCUAGUUAUCCCUGCGCCUCCACCACCACCUAUGUUCCUGCCAGCACCCGCUCCAGCACCAUUUUGCGUUCCUCCGCCCGCUCCUGCACCUAUUGUGAUAUCGUUGGUUCCUCCGGCACCUCCUCCACCGUGCCAGCUACCACCACCAGGGCUGCCUAUGAACGCAUUUAUGGUACCAGCGCCAAUCCCUAUUACUCUAGAACCUAAGCCUCUAGAAUUACUUCCCCGUUGUGGGUGUCAAUAUUAAUUGUAAUUUUCUUUAAAAAGUAUUUAUUAAAUUAUAUUUAUUCGUAA
Molecule: messenger RNA, 911 nt
Organism: Maniola jurtina (meadow brown)
Lineage: Eukaryota; Metazoa; Arthropoda; Insecta; Lepidoptera; Nymphalidae
Product: leucine-rich repeat extensin-like protein 3
Exons: 4
Coding region: 67-864 (265 amino acids)
Source: RefSeq, a predicted model, not a curated record